AUGGCUGCUGCCACUUCAGUCUUGUACUUUCCCGAUGCUGCUGCCGCUAAAGCAGUCUUUGCCCACUAUAUGGUUGGCACUACCACUGAGACCCAUGUCCACACCGAUGUCGACGAUGCCGCAGCCGCCGGUCUAGACGGUUUUGCACUCAACAUUGGCGACCCCCGGCAAUCAUUCGUGACCGAUACUCUCUCCUACAUGUUCGACUAUACCGCGUCCAACCACCCCGACUUCCACCUACUUUUCUCCCUCGACCUCGCCGCAGCCGGCGGCGCCGGCGCCACGCUAACCGACUUCAACGCGCUGCUGAAGCAGUACACCUCGCACGCGGCGUACGCGCGCGGACCGGCGCCGGACGAGUACCCGUUCGUCAGCACCUUCUCGGACGGCGGCCUGACCAACGAGACGUGGGACGAGUGGCGCGGCAGCACCGACGCCUUCGCCGAGCCCAACGCCGUCUACCUGGUGCCCGACUUCGACGGCACCGCGGGCUACUACGACGGCGCCGACGGCUGGUGGGACUACUGGGGCGGCGUCGUCGACGGCCUGUUCAGCUGGGAGGCCGCGUGGCCCGAGAGGGCCGGCCUGGGCGGCGCCUUCCCCGGCGAUACGGGCCCGGAUGAGGUGGUUUCCAAGGCGGCGGAGGCGAGAGGGAAGGAUUAUAUGAUCGGCUUGAGCCCUCUGCAGUACAAGGAUGCGUACAACACCAACCUCUACCGCCCUGGCGAGCUCAACCUUCCGGAACGCAUGAAGAACAUCCUGAAGAUGAACCCUGCCCCAGAAUACGCCCAAGUAAUCACCUGGAACGACGGCCCCGAAUCCCACUACAUCGGCAACCUCUGGCCCGAGCAAAACACCGACGUCGACCCAGCCCGCUACGCAACCACCUCCCUCGCCCCGCACGACGGCUGGCAGCCGCUGAUCGGCUCCUUCGCCGCCGCCUUCCGCGCCAACGCCUCGUCCGCUUCCGCCAUGCGGCCCUUCGGCUCCGCCGAGACCGUCACGGGCGCGCUGUGGUACAAGACGAUCCUGCAGUCGACGACGUGCCCGCUCGAGGGCAACGGCGGCGUCUACGCCAAGCCCGACGGCUUCGACAAGGGCGAGGACGUGCUGAACUGGGCCGUCGUCGUCGGCGAAGACGCCGAGGGCUGGAAGGCCAACCUGAUCAGCGACGGCGAGCAGAUCGGUAGCGUCGAGCUGGUGGCCGGGUUGAACUACGGCAAGGCCGAAGGGGUCAAGGCUGGGUUCCAGCGGUUGGAGGUGGUGGAUGCCGACGGCAAGACGGUGAGGGUGGCGGCGGGCGGGAGGUGCGUGUCUACGGGCUGUCCGGACUGCAUUUACAACAUGAAUCCCCAGGUGGUGGGCUUCUCGGAUAACGAAUCCGAUGGGGAGUGUCCGGAUCCUGACUGUAGCCAGUAG
Messenger RNA from Lasiodiplodia theobromae, 1419 nucleotides. RefSeq names its product Glucan endo-alpha-glucosidase Agn1. The record is from RefSeq and is a predicted model, not a curated record. The transcript has 6 exons. NCBI's taxonomy places the organism in Eukaryota, Fungi, Ascomycota, Dothideomycetes, Botryosphaeriales, Botryosphaeriaceae. Bases 1 to 1419 code for a protein of 472 amino acids. Gene Ontology annotation, molecular function: glucan endo-1,3-alpha-glucosidase activity.